AUGAAGACAAAAAAGCCAUUAUCAGCAGCAGAAAGACAGCGACGUUGUCGGGAGAAACGAAAAAGUGACCCAGAAAAGGUAGCAGAAGUAAAACGCAAGGAUUUAGAAAGGUACCACGCUCGAAAAAAGUUGGUGGCAGAUAUGAACGCGAGAGAACAUCGAAUUAUGAAGCGAAAAUGGCAACAGGCUAAUAAAAAAAGAAGAGAGAAGAAACAGAUGCUUGAAAAUGUACUGUUGGACACGCCGGCUCUGUCGCCGAUACCGGAAAACCCACAAAUAAGACCCCAUUCUGCGACACCCACUCUAUCGGAAGCGUCUAGUGCAAGGGGAAGAAAGAAAGUGAAAAGAGAUAGAUCAAAGAUGUACAGAGAUAAUAUUAAAUUACAAGAAAAAAUAGAACAGCUGGAGAAAAGAAUCCGUAAAUAUAAAAAAAGAUUACAACGAAAAUCAAAAAGAGACAGCAAAGUGGAACAUAAUAGCAACGAUGAAAAUAAAUAUAAAGUCCUUUCUAAUGCCAUCAAAGAACGCUAUAAAACUGUCAAAAGUCGUAAAGAAAAACGCCUCAUACAUUCUAUUCUUCAAACUCCCAUUACAAAAAAAUCCAGAAUGCAAACGCAGUUGUGUAAGACCCGGGGCAUAGUUUAUGAAAAAAAUAACCGAGAAAGAAUUGUGCCACUACGUCAGUGGGUAACGAAAAACGAAGUUGUAGAAAAAGGUGGAAAAAAGAUAAAGAUUUCAAAAAAUGUCCCUGUUACCGAAAAUCACACUAUUCAAGAAGUUAUUAAAAAAUUUGAAAAUGAACUCAUGAAUUUCAGAACUCAUGUCUACAACAUCCGACACCAAUACAAAGCAUACCGACAGUGUAUCUAUGGUCUUACUGGAACUGAAGUAGCUUUACAUAUAGAUUUUAGUGAGAAUUAUGCGUGGCAUGGGAAAGGAGCUGCCGAUGGAGUUGGUGGAACCUUAAAACGCCAAGCUGAUGCUAUAGUAGCUAGAGGGGCAGAUAUUGCAGACGCAUAUGAAUUUUUUUCUACACUUCAAGAUGUCAGCAAAAUUAAGUUGUUUAUGGUGACAGACGAAGACAUUGAAAAUGUUGCAAAAACUAUUCCCAGUAAAAUUACACCCCUGAAAGGAACUAUGCAAGUUCAUCAGAUGUUUACAGAAACUCGUGGAAUAUUAAACUAUAGGAUACUGAGUUGUUUUUGUGAACGGUUCUGUUCCUGUCACGGUCCUAAAACUUAUCAGCCUACACUACCCGACACUGAAGAUAUAGCGAAUCAGAAGUCUUCUUACGAAGAAGAUGAACCUAAUCUUGGAACAGAAGAAUUUUCUCUUGCUGAUAUUACGAAUAAAAUUGGGAUGCCUAGUAAAAGAUUUUACGAUAUCGUGUAUUAUAGCCCGAGUGAAUCAUCCGAUGAAGAUCAGCCACUGGUCACAUAUAAAACUAAGGAUUCUAUCAAUCCACUCGUGGUAUCCGGUACUUCAUACCAAACACUGCAGCCUCAGGACAUUCAUCCAAAUAAAAUAGAAGACAGAGUUUACGUUUUAGUUAAAGUACGAAGCGAGAGGAAUAUUCUCUACACUUACGCUGGAGUUGUUAAAAGUGCCGUCGACGAAGAAGGUGAUGUUCUGGUAAUGUUCCUUAAAACCAUCGAUGAUAGUGGAAGACUAUUUAGAUUAUUGGAGAAUGACUUAUCGGAUGUUCCAUUUGAUGAUUUGAUUGAAAUCUUACCUACCCUAGGUGUAGGUUGUUAG
Parnassius apollo (apollo) is the source of this 1755-nucleotide messenger RNA. The record is from the annotation of a GenBank genome assembly. Lineage: Eukaryota; Metazoa; Arthropoda; Insecta; Lepidoptera; Papilionidae.